AACAAUUUGUAAAAGCAAGUUUCAAGAACCAGCAUUAUCAAUAUUCCAUCUACCAGACACACCACUUCCAGGGGCUCCAGUUAUUUCAUUCAAAAUCACGGUAAAGCCAGAAAACAUAGCUGUUAUUCAACUAAUCCAAAACUCCAAGAAAUUCCUCCAACAUUUUGUGGAUGAAUACAAAGAUUUAGCGCAAGUUAAUUUUACCCAACCACGUGAAGCAAAAUCUAUUAUUGGGCUGAUGGUUCAACCAUUAGAGAAACCGAAUGAAAAAUACAUGAACGACCAAGCUAAGUUUGAAUCUGAAUGCAAAAGAAGAUAUGGGACUUACCUACGCAAGUUUGCGACCACAAUUACCCAUAUAGAUAGUAAGAUAUUGAAGGGGGUGCGAUUGUCAAAGGGAUGGAAUGAAAGCGAGCAAGUUGUUGCCAUCGAUGCAGAAGUAGAUGUGUUUGUAAGAUGGAACCAUAAAAGGCAAGGUAACAUAGAAAUAACAUGUCGACAAGGUGAUGUUAAAACUGCCAUAGAAUUUUUUAAAUCGAGGUCCAAAUGUGUGAAGGAAAGUGUUCCGUUGAAAGAAAUACAUUUCAGGGCGUUUGUGGAUUGUUGCAUCAUAGACGACUUGAGAGAGACAUAUAAACAAAGAGUGGAUUUCUUUGUUGAGAACAACGCGAUUCAUUUAAGUGGUAACCAAUACGAUGUUGCUGAAGCUAAGAAUGAAGUGCUCACCAAACGUAUUAACUUGGACAGUUGUAAACUCCCAGGCUUCCCCAGCCAACUAACUAUGUUCAUGAUCCAGAGUUUAAAUGCUGCUGAUGCUAAUAAACUACAACCUGGGUCUGUAAACUUAAGGUUCAUAAUACAGGAGGAAUUUCGGCAACGAAAUGUCAAGGUAUCUGUUCAAGUUCAAGACGACAACAUACAGCUCAUAUAUCUUGACACAACGCAUAGGGAUAAAGCAACCACUGAAUUAUCCAACUUAUUAAAGCAAGUGUCCAUUCCUUGUAACGAAAGUAUGGAUGCCAUGUUACAGCAGCAUGAGUGGAAAAGAUUGAGACAAGGUUUAUGCUCCAACAAAAAUUUGAGAAUUAUUCAAAACUCUCACCAAAACGAGAUCAUACUCCUUGGUCUAGCUGGGCCUUUUAAAGGUGCACAAAAGAAUAUCGAAGGUUUUAUCCGGCAGAAUAUAUCUGGCACUAACUUGGUGCGUAUGGAAUAUAUAUCGGCCAAAUUUGUGGAGAAUUAUUUCAAGGAUUCGCUGGAGAAGUCAUCUAAGGGGGUGAUGGCUUGUGUAAGGUGGGGGAUUAGUGAUGGAGGAGGGAUUGAAGUCAAAGGAAAAGAUGUGGAUGUUAAAAAAGCUGUGUCAUGGUUACAAGGUAUAGUUAAAAGUAUAAAGACCACUCAACACCAGUUUAGCAUACCUGGUAUACCUGCUUUCUUUCGUGAUAAGGAUAAAAGCAAAACCUUCCUAAGUUUUACUGAGAAAGAGAACAAGUGCAUUAUAAUGGUGGAUUCGUGUACGUUACCUUCGUGGGGGAAUCCUUAUGCGAAUAUGGGGAACAAACUAAAGCCUAAAAUUGCGUUAAAGACAGUGCACUCUAUGAGGUUACAAGGGUCCAAUGUUGAGGUGAAAAUAUUACGUGGUGACAUCACAGAAGUCAAUUGUGAUGCAAUAGUUAAUGCUUCUAAUGACAAGCUUGAACUGAGAGAUGCUGGAAUAUCUGGAAGUAUUAAGAAAAAAUGUGGUCCAACUGUACAAGCAGAGAUGAACCAACACAUAGCUAGCGUUGGUGGGACAAUGUUACCCGGGUCUGCUGUCAGCACAAGUGCUGGUAGAAUGAACUGUAGGAGGAUUAUACACGUCGUGGGGCCUGUUUGGAAAGGCGAUAUCAGUGAUGAGGUAUGUGAGGCCUACCUCAAGUCUUGUGUGUCGGAAACACUGAAAGAAGCGGAACGCUACAACCUUACCUCAGUAGCAAUGCCUGCUAUAAGUUGUGGUGUAUUUGGAGGGUCAGUGUCAGUGUGUCCGAGGUUGAUGGUGGAGACAUUAGUUGAUCAUUUCAUGAAACCAUCGUCUUGUAUUAAACAGAUAUACUUUGUGGAGAACUCCAACAACGAAGUGAUUCAAAGUUUUUCAAGGUCGCUUCAAGGUUAUUCCAACUCUCCUCCACAAACUGCUGUAACACCACAACCUAUAUUUACUCCUGCAAUUACCCCAAGAAACUUUGCAAGGACUACUACUGGCAGUGCAUUAAAUGUAAGGCUUGUACAAGGAGAUAUAUCAACUCAAAAUGUUGACGUAAUAGUAACGACCGGCAGUCCACAAAACUUUGCCAAAGGCUCAGGAUCUGCCAUUACUCAAGCUUUGAUAAGAAUUGCUGGUCCCCAGUUACAGAGAGAAAUGCAAAAAAUUGCUGGAAACAACCAACAUUCGGUGGAUACAACUCAGACGCUAAGAGCACCUAGUAUCUUACCACAUAAUCAAGUACAAAUGGAACAAUCUUUGGCUCGAUUUAGGGCAAGACGAUCAACGGGAAUCAUGAAGAAUGCCAUGAUACAGGCAGGGCAAACUCAAAGCUAUCAAGUUGGUGAUGUAGUCCAUACCUCAGGCUACCGAUUACAAUGCACGGAGGUCUACCAUGUGAUAGUAGCUAACUACCAACCAAACAGCCACAAUAAUUCAAAACACAACCUUGUGAAAGCGAUUAAGACGUGCUUACAAAAUGCUGACCAAGCAGGUUACGCCACAAUAGCGUUCCCCACCCUUGCAACAGGGGGGUUCGGCUACCCAGCACGAAGUGUGGCUCGAUGGAUGAAACGUGAGUUAGAUUCGUUCAAACCAAAACAUCUUAAGCAAGUUGUAAUUGCGAUGCUGCCAACUGAUUCCGGAGCUGUGGUAUUCCAAAAUGAGUUUAAUUCUCAAACACAAAGAAACCAGUUGUCAUCAUCACAAUCAAGUAAGACAAUCGGGUCUAUCAAUGUAAUAGUGAAGCAAGGUGACAUCACAAUUGAGAAUAGUGAUGCGAUAAUAUGCCCUACUGCUCAAAGCUAUGAUUUAUCUGGUCAGGUUGGGCAGGCUAUCCUACAAAGAGGAGGACAAUCAAUACAAACCGAGUUACAACAACAAUUAUUUACUCAAAAGAACUACAGUGUAACAGGGGCAGGACAGCUCGCUUGUAAACAUGUAUUCCAUAUUGUGACUGGAAAUGAUGGGACGCAAAUGGAAAAUGUGUUGAUGGAAGUUUUUGAACAAGCGGAUAGUUUACGAAUCCAUUCAUUGUCAAUUCCAGCUAUUGGGACAGGCAACAGCAGCUUAACCAGUUCAGCAGCAGCGCGCCAUAUAAAUCGAGCAAUUCAUAUAUUUGAAGGAAAUGUUCGUACUUCACCAACUUUGCACCAAAUCAACAUAGUUGUAUUCCAACACCAGAUGAUGGCAGAUUUUCAGCAGGAAUUUGGUGUAUCUGCAUCUCAGGCUAAUGUGGCUUCCAAAUCUAACCAACUAGGACUUCCCAAGUUUUCCUCAGCCGUUCAAGACACUGAUAAUGUGACGCUGUAUAUUUGUUCAAAUCAACAAAAUAAUGUUGACAAGGCAUUGAAGUCAAUCAACCAGCACAUACAAAAUAUCACCUCAGUAAAAUACAUAGAUGAUGAAAUUAUUAAACAACUCACUAGUAUUGAGGUGAAAGAAAUCGGGCAGCUUGCUCGGAAACAUCAAGUUAAGAUUGAAACAACUGAUACAGCGUGAGUAUAACUAUAUAUGUGUUGCA
Messenger RNA from Ciona intestinalis (vase tunicate), 3764 nucleotides. The record is from RefSeq and is a predicted model, not a curated record. Lineage: Eukaryota; Metazoa; Chordata; Ascidiacea; Phlebobranchia; Cionidae.